Messenger RNA from Tarenaya hassleriana, 1260 nucleotides. Its product is annotated as pentatricopeptide repeat-containing protein At1g12300, mitochondrial-like. Lineage: Eukaryota; Viridiplantae; Streptophyta; Magnoliopsida; Brassicales; Cleomaceae. The record is from RefSeq and is a predicted model, not a curated record. The coding region runs from base 1 to 1260 and encodes 419 amino acids. The transcript has a single exon. Gene Ontology annotation, molecular function: protein binding.
AUGGAAUUGCUUGGGGUUUCACAUGAUAUCUACUCUUUGAAUGUUCUCAUCAACUGUUUCUCCCACUCUCCUCAAGUGUUUUUGGGUUUAUCUGUCGUGGGCAAAAUCUUGAAACUCGGUUACAAACCGAAUGUAGUCACCUACAAUAUCUUAGCUCAUGGUUUUUGUAUCCACGGCAAGAUUUCAGCGGCUUUAAACUUGGUUGACCAAAUGGUGGAAGAGGGAUACAAACCUAAUGUUGUAACAUUUAACACUUUGGUCAACGGGUUUUGCCUUGAGGGUAGAGUUUCUAAAGCAUUGAGUUUACUUGAUCAGAUGCUAAAGAUGGACUAUCAACCCAAUGUAGUUACAUUUGCCAUUGUUAUAAACGGGGUCUGUAAGGCAAGAGAUUAUGCAUUGGUCAUGAAUCUACUCGAGAAGAUGGAGGAAAUGCAUAUUGAGAUCAAUAUCGUAAUUUAUAAUACGAUCAUCGACUAUCUUUGCAAAGCCGGACACGUGGAGGGUGCACUGAACCUUUUCGGAAAGAUGGAUAGUUGUGGGAUUGUACCUGAUGUAGUAACUUUUAGUUCUAUGAUAAAUGGUUACUGCAAGGCUAAUAGGGUCGAUCAGGGUCUUAAUCUCUUUUAUGAGAUGUCUCGAAGAGGAUUGGUUGCUGAUGCGAUUACAUACAACAUCCUCAUCCAAGGGUUUUACAGAGUAGGCAACCUUGGUGCUGCCCAAAAGUUUUUUAUGGAGAUGCAGUAUAAGGGUCAUCGUCCUGAUCUUGUGACUUACAUCAUUUUGCUUGAUGGACUCUGUAAGAAUGGAAAAACGGACAAGGCACUUUGCCUUUAUAAUAAGUUGGGUAAGAGUGUGAUUGACCUCGAUAUACCUCUCCAUAGUUGCAUGAUGCAUGGUUUGUGCAAGGUUGGGAGGGUUGACGAAGCGUUGAUAUUAUUUAAUAAGCUUCUUGAUAGAGGGGUGAAGCCGAAUGUUAUCAUGUAUAACAUAAUGAUCUCCGGACUUUGCGGAAAAGAUUCACUCUAUGAAGCCGAGAAGGUAAUUGGGAAGAUGAAAGAGGAUGGUUGUUUUCCCGACGCUGGUAUGUACAACGCAUUGAUCAGGGGUCGUCUUAGAAGUCGCUUUCCAUCGAUGGUUAUCGAGCUGAUACAAGAAAUGCGGAUCAAUGACUUUUCUAUGCAUGCAUCGACCUCAAAUAUGAUAAUGGAUAUGGUAUAUGGAGGUAGAUUGGAAAAGCGGUUUUUAGAUCUCCUCUCUUAG